UUCUUCAUGUACAAGCAACCAGAUAUCCUCUCCAUGGUGUGGAUUUUUAAUCUCAAAUCAUCUUGAAUCUCAGUGAGACUGUCUGGAUUCUCUGAAAAGUGUUAACCAUCCCAAAGGAAAUGCCUUCGAGAAGGAAACCUCUGUCAGUUGUAUCACUGAUGAUAUUUAUGCUGAAUGUCAUCACUGGAGAUGCUCUGACUUGUAAUCUCACCGAGUACAGAGUAGGACAGGAAUGCUGUCGUAUGUGUCCCCCUGGAAACAGAGUUAAUAAACAUUGUACAAAGCUCACAAAUACAACCUGUGAGCCGUGCACUGAUGGAACCUUCCUGGAUCAGCCUAAUGGACGAACACAGUGCUUUCCAUGUACAAACUGUACUUCAGAUCCAGGUUUAAAGGUGAAAAGGCCGUGCACAACAACAUCAGGUGCUGUUUGUGAACCACGAGAUGGAUUCUUCUGUGUUGAUCUUAGAUGGGACAGCUGUAUCGCAGCACAGAAACACCACAGCUGUCAACCUGGUCAAUACAUCAGCCACAGAGGAACAGCAACAGCGGACACAGAGUGCAGCGACUGCACAGGGGAAACAUAUUCAAAUGGAACAUUUACAUCUUGCCAACCUCACACAAAAUGUGAAUCUGAGGGUCUUCAGCAGAUCAGACCAGGAAAUCAUUCAGCUGAUUCUGAAUGUGGACCAAAACAUGACGGUUCAAACAAGACAGUGAUCAUUGUACCACUGAUCUUGUUGGCUCUAAUAGUUGUAAUUUUAACAGCUGCAGUAAUGUGGCGAAUAAAGAAGAGACUCAAACAAAGUGCAGGAGGAAGAGAAAUUUUUCUAGCACAGGAAACACAAAGAGGAGGGGACCCAUCAGAGGCCUGUGCUUUAACAGCAUAUACAGUCAGUGGUUCUGGGGAAAAUGGAAACCAUCAGCCAUCAAGCAGCCAGCUGCUACCUCUGUCUGAAGGGCUGAACACGUGAGGAGGUCCAGAGACCCUGGUGGCCACACUUGGGGAGGAUGCCCUGUCAUACAUGAGACAUGAGCUACUGAGGUCAAAUAUGGCAGGGAGAGCCUGGAGGACCACGUCCAUCCAGGAAGGUGGAUUCCCAAGAGAUUCAGAGUGGACGGCUGACAGGACGUGAGCUCUUCCACCAGGACAAUCCUCCUGCCCACACCUC
Molecule: messenger RNA, 1172 nt
Organism: Myripristis murdjan (pinecone soldierfish)
Lineage: Eukaryota; Metazoa; Chordata; Actinopteri; Holocentriformes; Holocentridae
Product: tumor necrosis factor receptor superfamily member 14-like
Exons: 10
Coding region: 120-974 (284 amino acids)
Biological process (GO): positive regulation of T cell migration; negative regulation of alpha-beta T cell proliferation; defense response to Gram-negative bacterium
Cellular component (GO): external side of plasma membrane; membrane
Molecular function (GO): transmembrane signaling receptor activity; protein binding
Source: RefSeq, a predicted model, not a curated record